Alnus glutinosa is the source of this 2155-nucleotide messenger RNA. RefSeq names its product carotenoid cleavage dioxygenase 8 homolog B, chloroplastic. Gene Ontology annotation, biological process: carotene catabolic process. The record is from RefSeq and is a predicted model, not a curated record. The coding region runs from base 143 to 1792 and encodes 549 amino acids. Gene Ontology annotation, molecular function: carotenoid dioxygenase activity. Gene Ontology annotation, cellular component: chloroplast. The transcript is spliced from 6 exons. NCBI's taxonomy places the organism in Eukaryota, Viridiplantae, Streptophyta, Magnoliopsida, Fagales, Betulaceae.
AUUCUAACCAUCAAGAUUCCGACAUGUUAGCAUACUUCAUUCCAAGUUCUCUGUUAACACCUUUUGGCUCGUCCUAUAAAUAUAUCCUUUAAACCCUCUCUUGUUACUUGUCCUCGACAAAACAAAACCCUCUGAACAUCUGAUGGCUUCCAUGGGGUGUUUGGGUAUACGAAACUCCAUUUUGCCAGCCGCUGUGGCGCUUACGGAUAUGUCUGGUCGAAUAAACCAAAGGGUUACUCUGAAGCGCAAUGUUCGGGGCUUGACAGUCACGAAUGUUGCAACUCCGUCGCCGGCAAUCGCUCCAUCACGGGAAACAGAAAGUGUGGUCAAUCGGAAUCAUGUUGCAUGGACAAGUGUGAGGCAGGAGAGCUGGGAAGGAGAGUUGAUUGUAGAAGGAGAAAUACCAUUGUGGCUGAGGGGAACGUACCUAAGAAAUGGUCCAGGCUUGUGGGGCAUUGGGAACUACGAGUUCCGUCACCUCUUUGACGGUUACGCCACCCUAGUGAAGCUCCGCUUUGAGAAUGGCCGAUUAGUGGCUGGGCACCGUCAAAUCGAAUCAGAAGCGUACAAGGCGGCAAAGAAGAACAAAAGAUUAUGUUACCGUGAGUUCUCUGAGGUUCCUAAGGCGGAAAAUUUCCUAGCAUAUGUUGGAGAGCUUGCAAGCUUGUUCUCCGGUGCGUCACUAACCGAUAAUGCUAACACUGGGGUGGUCAAGCUGGGUGAUGGCCGUGUGGUUUGCCUAACGGAGACACAAAAAGGCUCAAUAGUGAUCGAUCCGGACACAUUGGACACAAAAGGGAAAUUUGAGUAUAGUGACACAUUAGGUGGUCUAAUACACUCUGCGCACCCUAUUGUGACGGAUAAGGAGUUCUUGACUUUGUUGCCGGACUUGGUGAAUCCGGGAUACUUGGCGGUGAGGAUGAAGCCGGGGACGAAUGAGCGGAAGGUUAUCGGGCGGGUGAAUUGCCGGAAUGGCCCAGCACCGGGCUGGGUCCAUUCUUUUCCAGUGACUGAGCACUAUAUUGUUGUGCCUGAGAUGCCCCUAAGGUAUUGUGCCCAAAAUUUGCUCAAGGCUGAGCCCACACCCCUAUACAAGUUUGAAUGGCACCCUGAUUCUAAAGCGUUCGUGCAUGUCAUGUGUAAGGCCAGUGGCAAAAUUGUGGCCAGCGUGGAAGUGCCUUUAUUCGUUACAUUCCACUUCAUCAAUGCUUACGAAGCGGAAGACAAAGAUGGGAGAGUCACAGCAAUUGUUGCCGAUUGUUGUGAACACAAUGCAGACACAACGAUUCUGGAGAAGCUCAGAUUGCAAAAUCUCCGAUCAUUCAGUGGGGAAGAUGUAUUACCAGAUGCUAGGGUCGGACGGUUCAUUAUACCCUUGAAUGGGAGUCCGUAUGGGAAGUUAGAGGCAGCACUGGACCCGGAUGAACAUGGGAGGGGCCUGGACAUGUGUAGCAUAAACCCUAACUAUCUGGGCCUCAAAUACAGAUAUGCUUUUGCUUGCGGAGCCCAUCGUCCAUGCAAUUUCCCCAACACCCUCAGUAAGCUUGAUUUAGUAGAGAAGAAGGCGAAGAACUGGUACGAGGAGGGUGCUGUGCCCUCAGAACCCUUCUUUGUGCCUCGGCCAGGGGCAACACAGGAAGACGAUGGUGUUGUGAUCUCCAUGAUUAGUCAGAAAACUGGAAGCGGAUAUGCAUUAUUGUUAGAUGGAUCUAGCUUCAAAGAAAUUGCCAGAGCAGAGUUCCCAUAUGGCCUUCCCUAUGGGUUGCAUGGAUGCUGGGUGCCAAAAAAGUGAAAAUGUUAAGAGCUCCAGGAUCAUUCCUUCAUCCUAGUUACUAUAAGUGUUGUCUCCAUUUAAACUACUCCAAAAAUGAAUCUAUGUGGUCCAUUCUGGCUCACGGAUGCAUAAUAUUAUAACUAGUGUCCCGAUUGUAUGCUUAUAGCUAGUGGUUACCGGUUAGGUUGGUGUCCUAAUUAUAGUAUUUGAAGGAUGCUUGAAAUCUCAGGGAUCAAGCCUUGUAUUACUUGAAGUAAUUUAAUCAUGUAAAUUGUGUUUUGUUUGUAAAACUAGAUCUUGGUUAGGAUUUUAAACUUGUGUAAAUAGUAAAGUUGUUAUCUACCAGCCAAACUUUUGGCAAAAGCAUGGUUUGUAAGGAAA